AUGAGUUCGCGUGAGUUGCAGUCCUUGUAUGCAGAUCUUAGCCAAAGACUGAAUGUCCCUGUGAGUGGGCAGUUUGUUCCUGAGAGAUUGGGGCAGUCGCCACCUGAUUUGAAUGUGCCAGCUUUCGUGAGACAUCAAGGUAACACGUUACCUGGUGUUCCAGCUGAAAAUGCGAGGAGCAGUGAAGACAAAGACGUCUUUAGUCGCAGUGAGAAGUGGCUAGGGUCUCCACCUACGCCAAAUCAUCAGGCGUGGAAAGGGCGUGAAUCUGAAGUGCUGGGCAUGAAUGCCUAUAUUCACGAGUUGGUUGCAUGGGCGAACCAAGCAAGUGUUGAGUUUGGGAAGGAGAUCGCUCAGGCCGCGCGAUGGCCUACACAGAUUGCAUGGAACACGUUGUCUAAGAGUCAACAAGCGCGAGGAGUUCGUUUGUUUAGUGUGCUGAAGGCAGCGUUUGCAGAUCAUGGGCGGAUAACUCUUAUGAUCCAAAGUUUUGGAGAAGGGCUUGACAUUGUUGCAGUCGCCAUGCAGGGAGAUGUUUUUGGAAACUCUCUUUCGUAUAUGGGAAAUGGUUUUGAGUUGCUGAGGCAGCUUGCCAAGGAGUUUUCUCUGAGAAGCCGUGCUGAGGCUAUGAGUCUCAGGGCGAUGCUGAUGGCAAGAACGUUUCGAGCGCAGGACUCGUCAGCUCCAGUUGCUGACACAGUGCGUCAGAUUGAGGUGGCAGUGGCAAGGUUUGUGCGUUUACUUUCGCGUAUACGUUACAUCAUUCGCAAGGUGAGACAUAUGCCUCAUAUCGAUCUUCAGCUUUGCGAUGGGAACAUCAGCAGCGUUUGUUCGCCUGAGGCAGGUGAGGGAAUGGAUGGUCACGUCUUUGGCAUGAGUGCUAGGCCUUCUGAUGCUGGGAGCGGUGUGAAGUGCAACCGUUGUGGCAAGAAGGGGCAUCAAGUGAAUCAGUGCACGGCAGACCUUUCCAAGGUUAAGUGCUUCAAGUGCGGAGAGAUGGGCCACAUAUCUUUGAACUGUGCCAAGGGCAAGCAGGGUGAUGGUUCUCAGUCGAGUGCGAGGCCUAAGGGUUCUGAUGGCAAAGGUGCUGCUGCGGCCAAGGGUCAAGAAACGGGGGUUUGGUGGUACACAGAUGCUGAUGAAUCUUUUUACACCGAGGAAGGUGAUGAGCAAGAAGCACAGCAGGUGGACUCCACUCUUGUGUUAUCUUGUGUCAUUGAGUUAACUGAUGAGCCCAAUACGCGUUUUGAAGCUGUCCUUGAAGACAGCGAGUCGGUGUCUGUUGUGCUCCAAGAGCAGUUGUGUCAACCUUUGUUGCAGUCAUUGGGUCAAUCGCUUGGAACUGAGUUUUGGCUGCUUGACUCAGGUGCAUCAUGCUGUGUUGUCAAUCACGUGACUUUGAAGACGCUUCCGCAUGAUGAGUUGACUGCAUGUGGUUCGACGUUUAUGGCUGCGAAUGGGACUCCUGUUCCCUUUGAUGGUCGUUGCCAUGUUGUGCUAAAGGUUCGAACAAAGGAUUCAAGUGGAGCUACCAAGAAUGGUGUCUGCAAGAUUCCUGUGAUGGUGGGUGACACUCCUUACAAUAUCCUGUCAACGCGAACUCUUGGAAGGCAUGGCUGGCGUGUUGUCUUGGAUGAAGGCGUUUCUGUGUGUCAUGUGAAGUCGGGUGUUGAUAUGAUUGAUACCUGUAUUUGGUGUGACACGCCUUGGAUCCGCGUGAUUCCUCAUUCAGAAGGUGAUCUCUUGUUGCCGUCGGGUGACUCAGUUGAUCCUGCUCCAAUUUCCUCGAUUGGACAUGUUGCAGUUGUUUCGCAGAAGACCAGGGAAGAUCUUGAAAUUCACAGAGCAAAGGGCCACAUGCCCUUCCAUCCCGAUUGCGAACAUUGUCUGAAGUCCCGAGGUGUUACCCAACACAGGCGAAAGUCUGAGCGUGGAGUUGAAACAGAGAUUGUUGCAGAUUUUAUGUUUCUGGACUCUUCUGGAGAGAUGAUCAGCGUGGCUGAGCGCCAGACAAGUAGCUCCUUCAAGGUCCUCGUCCUUCGUGAGGCCUUUUCUUCUUCUAUUGGGGCUGUGAUGAUAACUGAGAACAUUGCAAACGACAGAGGUCUUCUUUUGAAGUGGCUUGCUGAGUUUGGGUUGUCGUCCUCACAGGCAAGCAUUGUGCUUUUGACAGAUUCCGAAGAAGCGGUGAAGUCGUUUGUUGCAGGUGCGUCGGAUAAGUACAUCUUUAUGGUGCGCAAGGCUGCGCCGCAGGCUCAUGAACAGCUUGGUGGUGCGGAAAGGACAGUCCGGGUCCUUAAAGAAGGGCUAGCUACCUUGCAAAGUGAUUUUCAGUCGCUUGGCUGCGUUUUGUCGUUUCGGAGAGACUUGCUGCAGCUUGCACUUUCUUACCUGUGCAUGAGUGUGAAUGCGAAUGGCAAAGCUUUUGGCGGUGAACGCUCUCCAAAGGAGGUUGCAGUUGGUCGAAGGUUGCCAGAUACCCCUUUUGCGUUGUUUGGGUCCAAGGUGCUUGCUGAGGUCCCUGAGUCUGUGAAGGCUUUGUGCCCGAAUAUGUCGCGUUUUGAGGCGGCAGCGUUUCUUCAUCCGCAAUUUGGGUCGCUUGGGAGCUUGGUGUAUGCGCAUGUGCGUGUGGGCCAGGUCUUGACGCCAAAGGUGUUUGUUGCCAAGUCGAUCAAGCUUGUGUUUCCGAUUGAGCUUGUCUUCGAGUCGGGGAUGUUUGAAGUUUUGCGUCGUCGUGGUGAGCUUGGGCCUGAGAGGCCAGAUCAUCCAGUUGCGCCUCGGAUUCUUCCGAGUUCCCAGGGUGCCUCUUUGAAGUGUCCUGUUUCCGGUCCGCCAAAGGAGUUUUUUGAGAGAUAUGGGUUCUCAGGUGAUUGCCGAGCGUGUUCCAACAUGGCACAAUUUGGGUCUAGGAAGGGCUCUUCUCAUGGUCGGGCUUGCUGUUUGAGAUAUGAAGCGUGGUUGCGGUCGCAAGUUGCAACAGAUGACAGCAUGGACGUUGAAGUGCCUGUGGCUUCGGAUGCAGAGGCUAUGCGUGAAGCUCUUUCUGAGUUGGCCGAGGAUGAGUCGAGGCAAGACCGAGCUGUGGAGGAGGCUCAGGGUUCUCCUGUGUCUCCCCCGGCCAGUGGGGACGCUGCUUCGUCUGAGGCUCCAGCGAGGAUUGUGAGCGAGGCGGCCCCCAGUGGUCGUGUUUUCACGCGUGGUUGUCCUGCGUGCGAGUCUGGCAUGAAUGCUCCUGGCAUUCGUCACAAUGCUGAUUGCAAGCGAAGAAACCAACAUCUCAGUGUUAGAUUUUCUGUUUCUGGGGAGCCCGAUGAUGACGAAGCUUCAUCCAGGCGUCUGCCUGAAAAUCUUGAAGGAGCUGCUGCUCCUGAGUCUGAGGGCAUUGGGGCUCUUGAUGAGGACACUGAGAUGCCGUUUGCCGAUCCAGUGUUGACUGGAAGUGAAGGCGGAGGCAGCCUAGAGGCUGAAGAAGUGCUUCGUGGAAGCAGUGCUGUGAAACGCUCCUCUGAAGUCCCGUUGGAAGAUCUGGAGCGUGAGAUCAGGCAGGACCAAGAAAGGGUUGCUUCAGUUAUGGUUACCUUCCAUAAUUGCGAAACAGGGAAUGAUGUUCACAUGCCUCUUGCGAGUUUUGUUGAGCAAGCGUUCCAGGUUUCUAACUAUGUCCCUUUGCUUUCAGGGCUUGUGGAUUCGGUUCAGUUCGCCCCGAACUCUACGAGUGUUGUUUUGCCGUUUGGGAAAAGGUCGCAUUUGAGACUUUGGAAGCCUAGUUCCGCUGUUGAUGACUCUACCUUGGGUGAGCUUUCAGGAGAUCAGGUCAUGGAGGGCAUGGUCAAAGAAGUCAGCAAUUUGAGUCACAUGGAAACUGGGGAUCUGUUGACUGCUUCAGAACUUCAGAGUCUUGAGAAGAGGUUCCCAGGUACCUUGAAGGUCAUCCCUAGUCGUUGGGUCACGACGCAGAAAACACCAACUACUGUGCGAGCUAGGAUUGUCAUCAAGGAUAUUGCUGGCAAGAACUCAGAGUCUGCAAGGGCUUUGGGCAUUUCAAGUCCUACUCCUAGUGCCGAUGCUUUGUUCACGGUUCUUGGGGUUGCAGGUUGCAGAGAUUGCUUGAUUGCGAGCGCUGAUGUAUCUCACGCUUUCAUGGCUACGCCUUUGAGGGAAAGGGAUGUGGUUAUGAGGUUUCCUCUGUCAGUGUCUUCGGUUUCGGGGGAUCCUUUGUAUCUUCACCUCAACAAAGCCCUCAAUGGGCUACACAAGGCUUCGCAAGAAUGGAUUUACUUCGUAGGGGAGACUGUGAAGGUUUUGGGGCUUCAAAGUUGCAGCUUAGAGCCGUGUCUGUUUUCAGGCAUGCUUGAGUCAGGUCCCUGUUUGCUGUUGGUCUAUGUGGAUGAUUUUCUGUGCAUUGCGCCAACAAAGGAGGAUGUAGAUCACAUCUUUGGAGUGAUUGAGGAGAAAGUUGAACUCAAGAGAACUGGGUUGAUCAAUUCUUCCAAGGGUGGCGGUGGCACUUUGCGGUUCAUUGGUAGGGUUAUCUCCAGGAGAAAGGGGGAGUCCUCUAUCACAGUGUCUUUGCCAGAAGAUUAUUUGGAUGAGACCUUCAAGGCUUAUGGUCUUUCGGGAAAAGGUUCCUCAAGUCCCCCAGAUGUAGCGGUUCAUGUUGAGAAGCUAGAUGGAGUUCCAUUGUCUCCUGAGGCAUAUGCCAGGUUCAGGUCUGCGUUGGGGAAAGUAGCGUGGAUGACGCAGACUCGCCAGGACUUGCGUGCUUAUGUGUCAAUCUUGGCAACACAGCAAGCUACACCCACAAAUCAUACUGAGCAUGGUCUCCGAGCCUUGCUUCGAUUUCUGAAGAACGACAUGUGCGUGGUUGUGCGGUUGCCUGCUGCGAGUGAUGUGUUGGCUCCCUCGCAACACUACCAAGGAAAGAGGCACCUUGUGUGUUUCUCUGACGCGUCGCAUGCGCCUCUGAGGUGCACGAAGCGCCGUGGAAUCAGUGGAGGAGUGUUGACACUUGAUGGCUGCGUGAUAAAGACUUUAUGUCGCCACCAACAGCUUGUGUCGCUGUCGUCUAUGGAGUCAGAGCUGUUUGCGUUGCAGUCGGUUGCUCAAGAAAUGUCGAGUCUUGGAAAGUUCAUGGCAAGGGUUUUCAUGUCGUUUCGAGAAAGCGAGGAAGUUGAAUUGCCUGGGGUACUUUACAGUGACUCAGAAAGCGCUUUGAAGCUUCUUCGCAAUUUGGACACACCCAGGCAAAGCAGACAUCUUGAGAUCGAGUGGCUUAAAGCUCGUGUCGCGGCGGGUUCUUUGGUCCUUGCUUUUAAGAAGGGAAUCGAAAACCCGUCAGACCUCUUGACUAAGUGUUUUGGGUCCUCGGUUUUCGGGAUACAUCGUGAAGCGUUGGGCUUUGAGUCGCUGUCGGGACCACUUGCGUCUUUAUGCAAUCAUGAGAAGAGAUUGGUGAUGGUUGAAGUGUGCUGUCGACCGCAGUCGAGUGUUCAAGAUGCAUGUCGCAGAGUCGGGAUGAGUUAUGUUGGCGUGACUGAGAACAUGCAGAGUGACAGCGUGUUCAAAGAGGUGCGUCGAUAUCUUCUGAACUUUGCGUGUGACUGCGUGUUUGUGCAUGUGUCCACGCCUUGCUCUUCUGGAUCUUACUUGCGUCGGUUCUCUGGCGGGAGCUCGUCGAAGUCGGAUUGGGAAUGGUUUGAGGUGUUUCCUUGUGUGUUGAAGUACUUGAAGCUUGGGAAGCACUCGAGCUUUGAGCUGCCAUGGAACAAUGAGAUUUGGCAACAUGACUUGUGCCAGAAGGUGCUGAAGAAGGCAGGCCACACGUUCGAUGUGCCGGUGAGGUUGGAUGGACCGAAACAGGUUUUUACACUCCGAAACUCGCUGAUGCGAUUGUUCGAGGUGCGAACUCGUGCUGCCAUGGUUCUCACGACCGAUGAGCGCAGGGAGCUGCGCCGUUUGCUGGAUAAGAUGGAUUCUGCAGAUGGCUUGGCUUCGACUGCCAAUACUUCUAUGACCGAUGGGACCAAGCGUCUCAGAGAUGUGGGUGGAUAUCCAGAGGAUGGGUCUACUGCAUCAGGUUCUGCUUGCGGUGCCCAGCUGCCGAUUUCAAAGGGAAGCGCAAAGGGUGUCGUGAGCACGCCCAAGUGUUAUGAAGACCUCGUCGAUGCCUUCGAGGGGGAAGAGUUUGGGGAGAGUGACAAUGUGAUUGUCGUGAGCUAUACGGGUACUGAGGUCACCUCGGUGCCACUUCCAAGUGAUCUCUCCGUGGAGGAUUGGGGUCGAACAAUCUGCGAUCUGCCAAAGGUCCAGAAGAAUAAGACUUGGUUUAAGAAGUCCUAUGCGGCCUUGGUCAAGCUGUCCAAGGAGGAUAGCGACCUUGCAAGCUAUCUCAAUUGGGUCAAGGAGAAAUUUGGUCGCAGUUACGAUCCGACGACCCCAGCCAGUCAAGCCUCGGACCUUGCGGGGUAUUUGAUGAGGCUUGUGCUUUUCGUGCAGCUGAAGGUUGCCUGGCUCCUCGCCCGCGUGGACGAGCUGUGGAAGCACCCCACCUGCCCGGCCUGCCAGGUCACCUUUGACGAUGCGGCUGAGGUUGGUGACUUCCUCUCUGACGACACGCCCACUCCUCGCCCAACGAAGGCCCAGGAUGACCGCUCCAAGCGCAACACCCGCAUCCUCAAGUCCCUUCGGAAGGUGUGGGCCGAUCUCCCGGAUGAAGCCAGGACCCAGCUCAGCGAUGCCGGGUUUGAGGCCCCUCAGACCUCUGAUGCUGAUAUGGAGCCCGACCUCCUGGCCUUACUCCAGGACAACGUGGAGCGGCUCCCGGAGUGCAUCCGUCAGGCUUUGCCUCCACCUCCUCCUGAGCCAACCCCCGACCCUCUUAAGGCAGGUCGUGAGUCGGGUAAUGCUCUCCGUCGUUCCAUCUUGAAGCUCAAGCAGUUGGGACAGGAGAAGCUCAGGCUCCAGGAGGAGAUCAACAAGACCAAGACCAAGCUCCACGACCUUCUCCGCGGCAUGCAGGAGCUCCAGGAGGCUAUCUCUGAGGCAACCGAUGUGGUCGACUUAGUGCUCGAAGCCUUGGGGCUCUCUCCAGAGGCCCUCACGGACUUCGAGCCUCGAUCAAGUGACGGGCAGGCCAACGGUGAUCUUACCGAUGAGGUCCAGGACGGCUCUACCGAGAACCCUGGGGCUCGCCAGGUCGGCCUCACCACCCCGACGAAGACCCCGACCGCUCUCCUUCCCGAGUGCCCUCGGCCUCUGACGCUGCCAAGGUUCCACGCUCUUCUCGACGGCAGCCCCGGAUUCUGUGCCAGGCGUGACAGUCGGUCCAAGCACCGCCGCCACCGGCUCCACAUGCCGGGCCUUUUCACCCAGCUCCAGGUCGAGAUGUGCGACCAGGUCGAGGAUGCUAUUUCGCCGGGUUCUUCCGAGGAGUGGUUUUUGGAACAUGCCCUUGAUGCCAUCCAUGAUGACUCACCCUCCCCCGCAAAGUGGCUCCUGUCUGCCAAUGUUACUCACUGGAGGCCAGAGGUUCGGGAUUGGGCCUUCUCUCUUGAAGGCCAUGGGGUUCUGCUCCAGGAGCUUCACCUCACCUCUGAGGCUGCUCAUGAGGCUGCGAUUGCCGCCUCUAAAAGAGGGUUUCGCCUCUUUACCUCGCCUCCCUUCCUGAGUGAUAAGAGGCGCCCCUUGGGAGGUUUCGGUGUCCUUAUCCGCUCCUUCCUUAAUCCUCGUCAUGUCCUUACCCACACCGUGGAGGGUUGUGGUUUCCUGGCGGUUUCGCUUCGGUGUUCCGGUUUCGAACUGACCCUGGUUUCCAUUUACCUCCAGUCCGGUACUGGCUUUAACUCUCCGGUCAACGCCGAUGUCCUUGCUCGCCUCUUAGCCUUUCUUCCUUCCCUCCGGGGUGUGUGGAUCGUUGCUGGUGACUGGAACAACCCCAUACAAGAUCUCCUCGCCACUCGGCUUGAGGAAGUUUCCCAUGGGCGUUUCCUGGGUUCCGGUUCACCCGCCGCAGCAACCGACCGGGAACUUGACUACUUUCUGGUCUCGUCUCCGGCUGUUGCUUCCCUGCAAGUCGUUCAGGACUGGGUCGUCCCCUUCAAGCCUCACUGCGCUCUGCGGGCCACUCUUCAGCUCAGCUCUCUGCAGCUUCCCUACCCGCAACUCGCUACCUUUUGUGAGGUCUUUCCUGACCCCUUGCCUUUUCAACCCUCGGUCCCGAGCCCCUCGCCUAUCGCUGAGGUUAAUCUUCUUGGCCUCACUUCCACCGACAAGCUCACUCUCGACUUCGCCGAGUUGAGCUCUUUCCUCGAGGUCUCUCACGGGUUCCCCGACCGAGGGCGUGGGGCUUUCGUCCCCUUUCUUCACAAGCCCCUUGUCCAGGGCCACUCUGUUACCUUUGCCUGGAAAGGCCAGCUCCCCUCCUUGGUGUCAGCCGUGCUUCACCUGCUCGACCGGCCCGAAGCUGUGCAGUCCUUCUUGUGGUCCUCUUCGGACACUUCCCUCCCCUCGGAGGUCCGCGCCUUUUGUGACCGGGUGCGCGACGGCUCCGCUUCUUCCGCCACCCUCCGCGCCGAAGGCACUGCCCUCCUUGGCCAACUCCGGCGCGAGCAAACUGCCCAGCAAGCUGACCAGUACGGUGAAUGGCUGGAGGAAGCUUCGGGUUCACACCUGGGGCCGCUCUUUCGGGCCAUCAAGUCCCAUGAGCAGGUGCUUGAUCGGCCCUUUCAAGAUUGCGAUGGACUCCGCCGUGUCUUUGAAAGGCAUGAGCAUUGGGCCCGCGUUUGGCAUGCCUCGGUUUUCCCCCAGCACUUUGCUCACCCUCUCCUCGCGGAGCUCCGCUCGAGGGCCGUCUCCCAUUCUGGCACCCUGGCUCCCUUGACUGUUCCCCACCUUCAGAAACUUCUCAAGAAAGCCGGGAAAAAGAAAGGGGGCCCAGACGGCUGGAGCUACCCAGCCCUUCGUGCACUGGACCCGGCGGCUCUCCAGCUCGUUGCCGACUUCCUCGCCCGUGCUGAGGCUGAGGUGCUUCUGCCUUUCCAGCUCACCUGCGUUCAGGUCGCUCUUCUCCCGAAGUCGGCCGACAAGGAGCGCCCCAUAAGUCUCCUACCGUGUCUGUGGAGAUUGUGGGCACGAGCUAGGUGGCAGGACAUCUCGGCUUGGACAUCGGCUUACGCCCCCGCCCACCCGUGGGACCGGGCGGUUCCAGGCCAGGCAAGCCUGGACACGGCACUGGCCCGCCUCGUCAGAUCAGAGCAUUCAAAGCUCGAGAAGACUCACAUAGUGUCGCUCUUCCUCGACUUGCGAGGCUUCUUCGACUCUGUGAGCUAUGAGCGCCUUCUCCUCCAAGGGCUCGCUCACAGUUUCCCUCCUCUUCACCUCUGGUUCGCCCUCCAGGUCUACCAGGGUCCUCGCUGUCUCGUGGCCGACUCGAUCGCUGCCACGCCGCUCUUUCCUGGCCGGGGCGUACCCCAGGGCUGCCCUCUCGCACCCUCGCUUUCCAAACUCACCAUGUCCGAGCCACUCCAGAAGGUUUCUUCCCUUCCCUUCGUCACCAACACAGACUUAUGGUUGGACGACGUGAGUUUAGACGUGGUGGGUUCCGACCCUGUCGAGGUCGCUUCCUCUGCGCUUCAGGCCUACCGGGUUCUUCAUACCUCCCUCGGCCUUGAGGGCCUAGAGGUUGAGACCACCAAGACCAAGUUCGUCGCCGGUACGGCCCGCGCUCGCGCCGCGCUUCAGCAGCUGCGGCGCCCGGGCGACCCCGACACCGCUGACCUUGUUAAGGACCUAGGUCUUGACUGCGCUGCUGGCCGACGGCGGCGCAUCACCACCGCUCAAAAGCGCUUUCGCACCGGCAUCGGCCGUAUCCGCCACAUGCGCCGCCUCCGCAUUCGCCGCAGGUGGGUGCGUGGCCGGCUGCUCCAAGCCUCCGCCCUUAAGGCUGGUCUUUAUGGCCAUCAGGCCGUAGGGGUUGCCCCUAAGCGCCUUAAGGUCUUACGCUCGGCGGUUGCGCGCGAGGCUGGUCGUUUUGAGCACGGCUCCGCCGACGUUAUUCUCGACCUCAUGUCCCACAAGGCCGUUGACCCACACCAGCUUGUGGUAGUGGAACAGCUCCAGGCCCUUGGGCGUCUUGCCUCCAGCGCCUCACCCGAAGGCGUGCGGUUACUCACCCGCACUUGGGCCUCCUCCUGGUCCAGACAGGCCUCUGCCACCCAUGGGUGGAAAAUCGUGAACGGUCCCGUUUCCGCGCUCAUCCAGUACUUACUGGACUUGCGGGUGUCUGCCCCUACCCCUGAGGUCUGGACACACCGCGAGGCUACCUUUCACUUCCGCUUCCGCGAUCCGGGAGCGGUUUUUGAGGCCUCUGCUUUCCUCCGCCAGGUCAUUCAGCUCGAGCGCUGGUCCCGUAUCGGCGCCGUCUCCACUGCCGCUGGUGCCGCCCCUGGCAUCGUUUGGACCGUGCCUCGCCGCCUCUUAGCCAGUCCUCGGACGAAGCCCUGGCGGCAUGGCCUUAGGGCCGUCUUUCAAGGCGCCCUCUUCCAUUCGGGCAACGGAGGGAAGGAACGGUGCAAGUUCUGUGGCGGCCCCAACACGCUGCACCACCUCCUUUACGAGUGCGAAAAAAUCCCCGGCGCCCUCAUGCCCGCGGGGUGGCUGCUGUCCUACAAGCGGCGACAUCCUGCCGACUGCCUUUGGUUGCGCGGUAUGCGCCCCCUUACCUCCCGCGAGCCCCUCGCCCGCGAGGCUGAGGUACGCCGUACAGGUCUCUUCCUUGAAGGCACCCCUGACCUAACCGGGCUCUACGUUGCCACCGACGCUUCCGGAGGCCCUGCCUCCAAGGAUAGCCGCCUCCGCUCGGUUGGCUGGGCUGCGCUUGUUGCCAGCAGGAACGAUGGCGACCUUGUCGUGCUGGGCACCCUGUCCGGGCUCUUGCCUGCCCCUGCUUCUGUGCCGGAGGGCGAGAGCGAGGCCAUUGCUCAGGUCCUCCUCUCUUCCCGUGGCACUUUUGACCUCACUUGCGACUGCCAGCCCGCCCUGCGCAGCCUGCAGGGGCCCUUCACGAAGCGCACUUCGCUUGUGUGGGCCAAGGCGUGGGAUCACAGGCACCGAGCCGACCCCCACUGGGUUCGCUCUCACCUUAGUCCUUCGGACUUUUGUUUUGAGUUUGGCGCUGACGCCCUGUGGCGCCAUGAGCUCAACUCUCUUGCGGACAAGCUCGCCAGGGACCGCGCGGAGGAGGUUCAGACCCCACACCGUCUUGCCGCCCAGAAGGAGGUCGACCGUGUCACCUCCCUCGUUUGCGAGUAUCUCGGUCACCGCGCGGUCGCAAUUUUGGCCAAGGCCGAAAAGGAGGAUUUCGUGCCGCGGAAGAACCGCCUCCUCUCCGCUCUUGAGUCUUCCUCUUCCCCCUCGCCCAACAAGAGGCAGAGGUUGCAAGCCCUCCUUGACGAACCCCCCCUUCCGGGCGGGCACGUUUGGGCUCGCACCUCUAAGGAGAAGAGUUUCAACAUGUGUGUUAAAUGCUCCGAGUGCUCUCUUUGCAUCUACCAGGUUGACACGCCGGAAACCUUCGAGCGUCUCAUUUCAUUCCCGUGCCGAACGGCUGCGGUUUCGUGCCCCUUUGCGGUCCACUCCUCGCACAGCCUUGUGCGCCAGGGGCCGUCCUGGAAGUGUGGCCAGUGUCAUGGCCAAGUGACUCUUCGCAUGGGCGUCGCGCCAAAAAAGCUCGUAGCGCCUUGUGCGCUUCCUUCGGUGCGGGGGUUUUUCUCUAAGGGUUCCCCCUCCCCUGGGCUCCAGGCUUCUCCUUCUGCCUCUGCCGCUGCCCCUGAGGUCCCUCCCGUGCUUUGUUCCUGGGGUUCGCUCCAGGGUUCUGCGUCUGCUUCUGCCCUCACUUCGGUUGAGGUUUCAGACCCCAAAGCCACUUCCCCUCUCGAAGGCCCCAGGUCUCCUUCGGAGGUUCCCCGGGCCCAGGCUCUUGCUAGCCCUGGUUUGGCACUUGAGGCCCCAGCUCUAAAGGCUCCAGGCUUCGCUCUCCCUAGCGCCCCUGCCUCCAAGCCCAAAGCUAAGCCUCGUCCCAAGCCCAAGCCCAAGCCUUCCGCCCCGUGCCCUCCGAUCACUCAGUUCUUCCGCUAG
Symbiodinium sp. CCMP2592 is the source of this 12132-nucleotide messenger RNA. NCBI's taxonomy places the organism in Eukaryota, Dinophyceae, Suessiales, Symbiodiniaceae. The record is from the annotation of a GenBank genome assembly.